AUGGCUUCCUCAACAAGGACUACCAAAGAUCUCAUGCACGAUCAGUACCGGCGGGCUGUCCGCUUCUGGGUGAUGCCGCCGGAGAAACCUGCGAAAAAGGAGGGCGCGCUGCGGUUCGGGAUCUUGGGGGCUUCUGAUUCUGCAUAUACGAUCCUCAUUAAACCGGCGGAGCACAACCCGUAUGUCGUCGUUACGGCAAUUGCGUCACAUAGCUGGCUUAACUGCAAAGAGUGGAGCAAGCGGUAUAGUAUUCCCAAGACAUACACCAUCUAUCAAGACCUACUCGCGGACCCCCAUAUCGACGCCGUCUUGGUCUCGUGCGGCGUGCAUUAUGCCUUUGAGUGGACGGUGAGGUCUCUUGCUCAGGGCAAGCACGUCCUCCUCGACUCGCCCGGGGUGGGCACCGUGGCACACGCCGAGCGGCUGUUCAACUCGCCGCUGCUCCGGGCCCCGUUGCCCUUCUACCCGGUCUUUUCGGAGGUCAUGCCGUUCCGCUUCCACCCGAGCUGGCUCGAGUUUGAAAAGGCGAUCGAUCGCGAGCGCCUCGCGCACGUCAAGGUGUCGAUUGUUCUGCCGGUCACGUGGGAGCUGGACAAGGACGUGCGGUUCCGGUUUGAGCACGCGGGCGGGUCAAAGAUGGACGUGUCGUUUGGGCUGACGCUGCUGCGGUCUGUGUUUGGGGCCAACCCCAUGUCAUGUGCACAGAGUCGCAUCGAUCUGUCACGUCGCGGAGGCGAGUGGGAGGGGGACUACGAACACGGCUCGGUCUGGCAGUUUCCGCAGGGGGGAAUCGGCGAGGUAAUGGGCACGGCACGAGUAGACUCCAGGCUCGGCGUGCCGGUGUUGUGCCCCGACGCGGGCGUCACGGUGGAGGUACGGCAUUUCACGCAGACACUGUCACCGUCGGACUGGUCCCCGGCAGGGGAGCCGCCCAAGCCGUCUCCCCCGGCGGGAUCGGCCUGGGAGGUUGUGCGCUCGGUCAAGCUGCGCUGGUUCGAUGGUCCGCCAUCGCAGCACUCGAUCGUUGUGGAAGAGACCGGGAUGCUGUACCACCUGGAUACCCACAAGCUGAUCAAGAAGCGGUCCAAGACUAAGAAGUUUCGGGCGUAUCGGCUGGGGAGAAAGGAGGAGUAUGGUGCUUCGGGCGUGACGGGAGAGGUCCCGGUUGCUUCCGCUCCUGCUACAGUCGUCGAGCCAACCCCGGAGGAAAGCAACGUAAAUCUUCGUCAUCGCAACAGCACCAUCAACACGACCAAGAAGCCCGCUCCCGAGCCCGUUACCCCACACCGGCUGCUUCGCUCCAAGCCCUGGUGGACAGCGCCCAUGUACCAGCUCGACAGCUUCGUCAACCGCAUCCGGACAUCACGCAACCCAGACGUGGCGAAAUCACUGGCACUGUCGACGAUUCACAGGGCGGCCGUGCCACCACCGUGGAUCUCACCCACGGAUGGUCUGGGGCAGGUUAUGAUCCGGGAAGCCGCGUACGAAAAGGCCAACAGGUCGCCGCGUACAUCAGCACACGUUGGGUGGGAAUCUGAUGUGAAGCGGAUGAAAUUUGGGGCGAGACUGCUCGGGAUCGAGCGCGAGAGCGAUGACCGCCGGAACAACCGCCGGGACAACCACCGGGACAACCACCGGGAUGACGGUCAGGACGACGGUGGAAGUGAGAGCGACGGUGGAAGUGAGAGUGACGGUGGAAGUGAGAGCGACGAUGGGGGUGGAGGCAGGGGCGGAGACAGGGUUAUAUCUGUGGGUUCUGAGGGUAUAGUCGCGAGGAUCCGUCGAAAUAUGAAUGUGGUGAUGACCGGUGCUGCUGGUCCGGUAACGGGUGAAAUUCGAUCUGGGGCCAGGUCAAGGUCGGGCCCCAACCCCAACCCCUAUCUUUACCGGCCGGAUCCUACCCAUCCUACCCCCACACCCACUCCCGCUCCCGUCCCCGUCCCCGCCCUAGACGCUCAGGGGCUGCCGGAAAACUUGCCUGGGGACCUCCGGAGUCGACUAUCCGCCGGCCUCGAGUUAGCGCACGAGCUAGGGGUGGUGCCGGCCGUGACGGGGCCGGAGGCGGCCGCAUUUGUCCUACCGUGGCUUCAUGGCCUACCUGAUUGCGGGUGGGUGCCGGCGAAUGCGGUGGAUAGCCGGUUGGUUCCUUCGGCGCAGGAACAGAGAUGGUUUGAUUCAAUAUAUUCUUCGCCUCCGCAGGCCACGACUGCCGUUACACCGAUGGAUAAUGCCACGAUGUUGAAUGUGGCCCAACCGUUCCAGGAUCCUGCCAUUUUCUCCCGCCACCACAGGCUGAUGGUGGUCCUGUACGAGAUGAUGACGGUGUGCAGACCCAUGGUGGUAGAGGGGGACGACAUCAUGGUGACAGUUCAAGGCCACACGGUGAUGGUUCAGGACAACAUGGCGGUAGUGGUGGCGGUCCAGGACAUCAUAGCGACGGUUCACGACCUCAUCAUCACAGUUCAAGGCAUCAUGGUGAGAGUUCGAGGCAUCCCGGUGGUGGUUCAAGCUCACAUGAUGCUGGACCAGGGCCAAGCAGUGCUGCUCCGAGGUUCCAAAAUGGUGGACGCAACCCGAGGCCUAUUGGUUCUAGACACUAUAGGGAUGGCUCAAGACACCACCAUACUGACGGUCCAAGACAUCCUAGUGAUGAUUCUAGACAUCCCGGCGAUGGCUCAGGACAGCAUGGUGAUAUUUCAAAACAGCAUGGUGGUUCGAGACAUCAUGCUGACGGUCCAAGGCAUCAUAGUGGUGGUUCGAGACAGCCUGUUGAUGUUUCAAGACAUCAUGGCGAUGGUUCACGACAUCACGGUGGUGAUUCCAGCUCACAUGAUGCUAGGCCAGGGCCGAGUAGUGGUGAUUUGA
This is a messenger RNA of Dichotomopilus funicola, 2865 nucleotides long. RefSeq lists its product as uncharacterized. The coding region runs from base 1 to 2865 and encodes 954 amino acids. Lineage: Eukaryota; Fungi; Ascomycota; Sordariomycetes; Sordariales; Chaetomiaceae. Gene Ontology annotation, molecular function: nucleotide binding. The record is from RefSeq and is a predicted model, not a curated record. The transcript has 4 exons.